GGACUGCAUUUCCCGGCAGCGCUGGAGCGGGAGCGGCCAUGGCGGAGCGGGGCCGGGGCUGGGCCCGGGCCGUGCGGGGGCUGCUGCUCGAUGUCAGCGGGGUUCUCUACGACAGCGGCGCCGGCGGCGGCGUCCCCAUCGCGGGCUCGGUCGAGGCCGUGCGCAGGAUCAAAGCCUCUGGGCUGAAGCUGCAGCUCUGCACCAACGAAACGCAGGCGACCCGGGAGAGCUUUGUGAGGAAGCUGCGGGCCCUGGGCUUCGACAUCUCGGUGGCCCAGGUGACAGCGCCGGCCCCGGCCGCCUGUCACCUCCUGAGGGAGCGCGGCCUGAGGCCACACCUGCUGGUGCACCACGAUCUUGUCCCUGAAUUUGCUGAGAUUGAUAAGACAAACCCAAACUGUGUGGUUCUUGGAGAUGCAGCAGAAAACUUCACCUACGCAAACCUGAACGAGGCUUUCCGACUUCUGAUUGGGAUGGAGAAGCCUGUUUUGAUCUCCCUUGGAAAAGGACGCUACUAUAAAGAAACCGAUGGGCUGAAACUUGAUGUUGGAGCAUAUAUGAAGGCACUGGAGUAUGCUUGUGAUAUCCAGGCUGAGGUGGUGGGGAAGCCAGCAAAGAGGUUUUUUGAGUCAGCCCUGGCAGAACUGGGAGUCCCAGCAGAGCAGGCCAUCAUGAUCGGGGAUGACAUUGUGAAUGAUGUCGGGGGAGCCCAGCAGUGCGGGAUGAGAGCGCUGCAGGUGCGGACGGGCAAGUUCAGGCCGUCCGAUGAAAACCACCCCGAGGUGAAGCCUGAUGCCUACGUGAACAACCUGGCUGAGGCUGUGGACAUCAUCCUCCAGGAGCUGUAAAUCCAAGCAGGAGCAGGGAUGAGCCCUCACGUGCAACGCCUCCAUGGAACCACUUCAUCCUCUCCCACCUCCAUCUCACCUGAAUGAACCCAGGCCAGCCUUGUCUAGGGUGGUGGGCAUCUGCCUUCUGACAUAUUUCACAUAAUGGUACUAAAAUGAUCUACUGACCUUCCAUCCAAGGGAACACCAAACCUGCUGUUCUCUGGCAAGUUUUCAAUGUCUGGCCCUUGGUGCCUGUGGGAGGCCUCAGCCUCCUCUGGGUGAUGCUGGGGGGCUGUUCCCCCUUUUUAUCUUUGCUUACCCGGGGAGGUGGGAAACAGGGAGCCCAGGCACCCCCUCCUGAAUGGAUUUACCUGUUUAACCCCCAUGUCCUGUGCCUUUUGGGGUGCCUGUGUGGGAUAGGGAGGAUGGAGGCCACCAAGCUCCUGUGUGUGCCUCGGGUGGCACAAAAGCCCUGGGGAGGGGGACAGCCCCACAUGCCUUGGCAAGGCAGGAGCCGUGGUUCUGCCAGGAUCAACCUGUGUGGAGCAGCCCCAGGAGAGGGCACAGCAAUCAGUAACACAUUAGGGAAUAACUGCACCAUCCUGUCAGGAAUAAACCCUGUCCUGUGGAUCUG
Messenger RNA from Camarhynchus parvulus, 1464 nucleotides. RefSeq names its product phospholysine phosphohistidine inorganic pyrophosphate phosphatase (gene LHPP). Gene Ontology annotation, cellular component: cytosol. Gene Ontology annotation, biological process: dephosphorylation. The transcript has 7 exons. The coding region runs from base 39 to 848 and encodes 269 amino acids. The record is from RefSeq and is a predicted model, not a curated record. NCBI's taxonomy places the organism in Eukaryota, Metazoa, Chordata, Aves, Passeriformes, Thraupidae. Gene Ontology annotation, molecular function: phosphatase activity; inorganic diphosphate phosphatase activity.